AUGGAGGGCGGGGAGGGACAGGACAGGUCACAUGGUCACCGGAUGUCAGGAUCACAUUUAUCCCUGCACACACAGCGCAGGCGCAGCCGGGUCAUGUGACAGGAAAGUGAAGGAUGACAGGUUCCUUAGGUCCAGGACUAUCGUAGCUAAACAUUACUGAAAUACGCUGGUCCUUGUUAUCAGUGACCGACCAAAGAUGGAGGACAGAGACCACAUGUCUGGGAGGAUAUUAGAUCUCACCCUAGAGAUGAUCUACUGGAUCACUGGAGAGGAUUACACAGUAGUGAAGAAGUCGUCUGGUGAGUGUGUGACACCCCGUGUGUCAGGAGGCUGGAGCAGGAGCCAGAGCCCCGCCCCCGAGGAGCCUCCACCUCAUUCACUGAUACAUGAGCAGAAGAUCCUAGAACUUACCUCCAGGAUCACUGAGCUGCUGACUGGAGAGGUGAGCGCUGCUGGGAAUGCUGGGACAUUAUACAAUAACACCAAGGUAUGAAGUGUCUGGAGGAGAAUUGUAUCAUUGUCUGUGUCAGGUUCCUAUAAGGUGUCAGGAUGUCACUGUCUAUUUCUCCAUGGAGGAGUGGGAGUAUUUAUUAGGACACAAGGAUCUGUACAAGGAUCAGGUCAUGAUGGAGGAUCACCAGUCCCUCACAUCACCAGGUAAGAGGAGAGAGCAGGUUUGUGGAUCUCCUAGAUUCCCCCAUCAUCUGAUCAUCACAUAUAACAAUGGAUUCAGUCACUGUGUUUAUUUCCUAUAGAUGGAUCCAGUAGUAUAAAUCCCCCCGAGAGAUGUCCCCGUCCUCUAUAUCCCCAGGAUUGUAAAGAGGAAGAGGAGGAUAUCCCACUGGACCAUCAGGUCCGUAAUGUGAGAUCCUUACAGGAAAGUUCUGGAGGAACAAUGAGCGGACUUGAAAACCCCAUAUUGGAGAAUGAUGAAGACGGGAUGAGAGACUCCCAUGGACGCCUCCUUUCAUUGUCAUGUUAUCAAUCACAGAUUGAUCACAGAAGAAUUGGACACAGACUAGGAGAACAUGGGAAACAUUUUGAAAAUAAAUCUCAUGUUUUCAUACAAGAAAAAAUUGGCAUAGAUGAAAGACCAUCUUCAGAAUGUGGGCAAUCUUUUGGUCAAAAACCAAGUCUUGUGGAACAUCAGAGAAUUCACAUGGGAAAGCCAUUUUCAUGUCCUCAGUGUGGGAAGUGUUUUAGUUGGAAAGCAAGUCUUGUUUAUCAUCUGAAAACUCACACAGGGGAGAAGUUAUUUUCAUGUUCGGAAUGUGGAAAACGUUUUACACAAAGAUCAAAGGUUUUUCGACAUCAGAGAACUCACACAGGGGAAAAGCCCUUUUCGUGUUCAGAAUGUGGAAAAUGUUUUGGCGAGAAAUCUGAUCUGGUUAUCCAUCAGAGAAUUCACACAGGAGAGAAGCCAUUUUCAUGUCCUAAAUGUACGAAGUGCUUUAUUCAGAAAUCGCAUCUUCUUUCCCAUCUGAAAACUCACGCAAGAGAGAAGCCCUUUUCAUGCUCAGAAUGUGGGAAAUGUUAUACUAAGAAAAUCGGUCUUGUUAAACAUCGGAGAACUCAUACAGAGGAGAAGCCACUUUCAUGUCCUUAAUGGGCCAAGUGUUUUAGUCAGAAUUCAAAUCUUGUGGAUCAUCUGAGAAAUCACUCAGGGGAAAAAUUUAGUUUAAUGUUCAGUAUGUGGGAAAUGUUUUGAGUAAAAAUAGUAUCUUGUGACACAUCUAAUAGGUCAUAAGAAGCUAUGUAUUGGUGAUGGACAAAAUGUAGAAAAUGUUUCAGAAGAAUUUUUUUUUCCCCAUUUUAUUUGUUCAUUUGAAAAAAUAAAAGUAGAAAAUGUGAUAUCGGUUACAAAUAAGAUGCAAUUGAAUGUACAUAAGAAGUAGAAGGGUGUAAUGGGAAGGAGAAAAGUUACAUAUCAAUAAUUAUAUUAUGGAACUUUGAGACAAAGAACAGAAAGCACUGAUCAUUUUAGGUCACAGAGUAAUGUUUGGACAUAGGUAUAUGGCAUAGGUGGACAUAGUGUAUUCAACAUACUGUAAUUACUUAAAGGGGUACUCCAGUGGAAAACCUUUUUAUUUAUUUAAAAAAAAUUU
This is a messenger RNA of Hyla sarda, 2105 nucleotides long. Its product is annotated as gastrula zinc finger protein XlCGF67.1-like. Gene Ontology annotation, biological process: negative regulation of transcription by RNA polymerase II. The transcript has 5 exons. Lineage: Eukaryota; Metazoa; Chordata; Amphibia; Anura; Hylidae. The coding region runs from base 896 to 1606 and encodes 236 amino acids. Gene Ontology annotation, molecular function: DNA-binding transcription repressor activity, RNA polymerase II-specific. The record is from RefSeq and is a predicted model, not a curated record.